This is a messenger RNA of Uloborus diversus, 527 nucleotides long. Its product is annotated as ATP synthase-coupling factor 6, mitochondrial-like. Gene Ontology annotation, biological process: proton motive force-driven ATP synthesis. Gene Ontology annotation, molecular function: proton transmembrane transporter activity. NCBI's taxonomy places the organism in Eukaryota, Metazoa, Arthropoda, Arachnida, Araneae, Uloboridae. The transcript is spliced from 4 exons. The coding region runs from base 107 to 445 and encodes 112 amino acids. The record is from RefSeq and is a predicted model, not a curated record.
GGUUGAGCUCGUCGAACGUAAGCAAUAAAAAUGCGCACUUCUACUUCGUCUUAUAUCGUGGUUGUAGUUCGUUCGUAGAUUUUGUCGACCUUUAAAGUUUUAAGCCAUGCUGACAUCGAAGUUGUCCGUGAGCGCCAAAUCUGUCUUCAACUCCUAUGUGGUGCGAAGGAAUUUUGGCGCCUGUUCCACGUUGAUGGCAGCCAAAUCCCCCACGGAUCCCAUCCAGAAGCUUUUCCUCGACAAACUCAAAGAAUACACCAGACUCAGCAGUGGAGGAAAAUUAGUGGAUAUGACGCCAGAGAAACAGAAGGCUUUUGACGAAACGUUGAACAACCUAAAGAAUCAGUAUGGUGCUGGAAAAGGAGAAGACUUCACUAAAUUUCCAACUUUUAAUUUCCCAGAGCCAAAAUUAGAUCCUAUCAACAUGGAAGAAAGGUCUCAAUAGCUUGUUUAAUUUUCUAGCCUAGAAAUUGUUCGUCAACAUUGUAGUUCCCUAUGUAAUUAUGCCAUUUGUAAUAAAGGACUAA